Dentiscutata erythropus is the source of this 1064-nucleotide messenger RNA. The record is from the annotation of a GenBank genome assembly. Lineage: Eukaryota; Fungi; Glomeromycota; Glomeromycetes; Diversisporales; Gigasporaceae.
AUGAGCCAAAUCUUACAACCCAAUCCUUUAAAAUUUGACAACCAAGUGUUUGACUUGGCCUUUCAUCCCCAACAAAAUAUUAUCGCUUCUGGUUUGAUUACUGGCGAAAUUUUUUGUCACCGAUACUUUUGCGAGACCGAUGCAGAAAACGUUAAUUUGCUAUCAAUUCGUCCACAUAAAAAAUCAUGCCGUGGGCUGGAAUUUAGCUAUGACGGAACUGCAUUAUUUAGCGUGUCUAAAGAUAAAUCAAUUCAAGUUAUUGAUUUAGAGACGGGAAAAGUCUUGACAAAGAAACGCGAUGCUCAUGAUAAACCUAUUAAUUGUAUAUUACGUCUGAAUGAAAAUUCGCUGGCCACAGGCGACGAUGACGGUUGCAUUAAGAUAUGGGACACACGAACUGGCAAUCAACUUAUGGAAUAUUCCGAUCAUGAGGAUUUUAUUUCAGAUUUUUCCUUUCGUGAUGAUAUUAAAAUACUUGUUUCAACAAGUGGAGAUGGAACACUAUCUGUAUAUGACAUACGUAAGCCAAACUUGUUAGCUAUGUCAGAUAAUCAAGAUGAUGAAUUACUAUCUGUUACAGUUGUGAAGAAUGGUAGGAAGGUAAUUACUGGAACUCAAGACGGUGUCAUCAAUUUAUUUUCAUGGGAAAAAUGGGGCGAUUCCAAUGAUAGAAUUGUAGGUCACCCAAGUUCAGUAGAUACUAUUGUCAAAAUAACAGAAGAUCUGGUGUGCACAGGGUCUAGUGAUGGUAUAUUAAGGGUCGUUGAAAUUCUUCCGAACAAAUUUCAUGGGGUUAUUGGUGAUCACGGAGAUUUCCCUAUUGAAUGUAUUCGAAAAUCUUUUGACAGUACAUUUCUUGCUAGUUGUUCUCAUGACAAUUUCGUGAAAUUCUGGGACAUUCGAUAUCUUUAUGAAGACAAAACUGACGGUCACAGUGAUGAAACUGAUAUAAAGAUGGAGUCUAUUGAUUUUGAUACUGAUUAUAAUAAUAAAGGGAAAGGGAAAUCUAUGUCUACCAUAGGUCAGAGCAAUAAUUUCUUUGCUGACUUUGAUACUCCACCAAA